CGCAUUCGCACAACUACUACACGUUGAUACCCCAGUCGACCGCCACAUAACCCACAAUGGUAUCUGUGUUUGCCGAUAGACCGCUCAAGAAACUGGUCCUCUUCGAUAACGACGGCACGCUGACUCCGGCAAGACAAACAGUGUCGCUCGAGAUGACUCAAAUUUUGCGAGCAUUGCGCAAGAAGGUUGUCAUCGGCGUCGUGUCGGGCUCCGACUUCGUCAAGGUCUCCGAGCAGCUUGCAGUCACCGGCUCGAGCGUGGUCGAAGAGUUCGAUUAUAUAUUUGCUGAGAACGGUCUGACUGCGUUCAAAAACGCGCAGCCUCUACCGUCCCAGUCCUUCAUCAAGUACAUUGGAGAAGAACGAUACAAGAAACUAGCAAAUUUCAUCCUCCAUUACAUCGCGGACCUCGAUAUUCCUAUCAAGAGGGGUACGUUUAUUGAGUUCCGUAACGGCAUGAUCAACGUCAGUCCCAUUGGGCGAAACGCAACGGUACAAGAACGACACGAAUUCGAGGCAUAUGACAAGCAACACGGUCUACGGGCAGCUUUCGUCGAUGUUCUCCGUGAGAAAUUCUCCGACUACGGUCUGACGUUCUCUAUCGGUGGGCAAAUUUCAUUUGAUGUCUUUCCGAAUGGCUGGGACAAGGUGUACUGCCUACGACACGUGGAAGACGAGCAAUUUGAGGAAAUCCACUUCUUUGGCGACAAAACAUAUAAGGGGGGGAACGACUUUGAGAUAUACACCGAUCCACGAACGAUUGGGCACUCUGUUACAAGCCCCGCAGACACGGCGCGGCUUCUCAAGGAACUGUUCUUGCCAGAGCUCAAGUAA
Messenger RNA from Postia placenta MAD-698-R-SB12, 833 nucleotides. RefSeq lists its product as hypothetical. Bases 57 to 833 code for a protein of 258 amino acids. Gene Ontology annotation, biological process: mannose metabolic process; GDP-mannose biosynthetic process; protein N-linked glycosylation. The record is from RefSeq and is a predicted model, not a curated record. NCBI's taxonomy places the organism in Eukaryota, Fungi, Basidiomycota, Agaricomycetes, Polyporales, Adustoporiaceae. The transcript has 7 exons. Gene Ontology annotation, molecular function: phosphomannomutase activity. Gene Ontology annotation, cellular component: cytosol.